Messenger RNA from Ostreococcus tauri, 1092 nucleotides. RefSeq names its product GPI inositol-deacylase PGAP1-like. The transcript has a single exon. Bases 1 to 1092 code for a protein of 363 amino acids. The record is from RefSeq and is a predicted model, not a curated record. Lineage: Eukaryota; Viridiplantae; Chlorophyta; Mamiellophyceae; Mamiellales; Bathycoccaceae.
AUGACGCGCGCGCUCGCCCCCGCCCCACCGCUCGCGCGCGCGCGAACGCGUGCGCAAGGUCCUCGACCAUCGACUCGACCCUUCAGCGCGUCGGUGCGCGCCGAGAGCGAGACGCACGGUCGGCGUCCCGACGCUCGAGCCCACGUUCAGCAAAAUCUCAUCCAGCGACGCUCCGUCGUCUCUCGGGCGUCGAUCGCGAACGACGUCGCGGUGAACGAUGCAAAUGAUCGCUUCGGACGUCCGCGCGCGCGGGCGCCCGCUCAAGCGCCGCCGAUCGUGGUUUUGGGUGGUUUCGGCAACGCGGCGAGCGACUACGAAGACGCGCUCGGGAGCGACGACGCGUCGUUGGUGAAAUCGCUCAAAGAGCGCGGAUUCGCGGUGCACGUCGCUCGAUUGGAGCGAAAAGAUUGGGCGAUCGGGAUCUUACGAGGAAUCUUCACCAAGGGGUUUUGGUUGAACGCGUGCACGACGCGCGAGAGUUACGGGUGGUAUUUAGAGCGCGUGCACGAGGCGGUCGAGGAGGCACUCGAGGCGAAUCCGGAGGCGACGAAGGUGGAUUUAGUCGCACACUCUGCCGGUGGAUGGCUCGCGCGUGCGUUCAUCGGCGGCGCUCGAGCGCUGAACGCGAGCGAGGCGGAGUGUUCGGGAGAGGCGCUGGAGCGGGACGCGCGCGUGCGAAGACUGGUGUGUCUGGGGACGCCGCACGCGCAGGAUGCGAAAUCCGAUCCCACGCGCGGGGCGUCGAAGUGGGUGAAUGACACCUGGCCCGGGGCGUACUUUGCGCCCGAAGUCCGCUACGUGUGCGUCACGGGACGCGCGGUGACCGGGGACGUCACGGCUGAGCCGAAAACGGUGCGCAAAUACGCCGCCGGUUCCUACGCCGUCGUCGCCGGUGGAGACGGGAACGGCGUCGAGGGCGACGCUGUGGUCCCCAAUAGCGCCGCGCUCGCGUUAGAGGGCGCCGAGACGGUGGUCAUCGACGGAUGCUGGCACUCAAUGUCGACCGUCGGCACCUUUGACGAAGCGUCCAAGUUUCCUUGGUACGGCUCGGACGACGUCGUCGACGAGUGGCUCACCGCGCUCUGCGACUGA